CAGCUCUCUUCUUUAGACAAACACUGGCAACAGGCGUGUCCAGUCUAUUACUAAGCAAACACAUCCCCUUUAUACAGCAUUAAUUCACACCUUGAUCCCACAAGGAGAGGAGCAGCUAGCGGGCCCCACCACACACCAUGUCUACUGGUUCUCUCAGUGAUGUGGAGGACUUCCAGGAGGUGGAAAUGGUGGGCUGUGAUGGCAUGAAACUGGAUUCCAGCAAAGAGUUUGGCAUUUCUAAUGACAGUAACGAGGAAAGCUCUGUUUGUGAUAACGAGUCUCCCAAGAAAGGCAGAGGGCAAGCAGGAAAAAGGAGGAAAAACCCCAGUAAGAAGAGUCCAUUGAGUGGAGUCAACGGUGAGGGGAAACAGGUCCAGAGGAACGCAGCCAAUGCCAGGGAGAGGGCAAGGAUGAGGGUGCUCAGCAAAGCCUUCUCCAGACUCAAGACCACCCUGCCCUGGGUUCCUCCGGACACAAAACUGUCUAAACUAGACACCCUUAGACUGGCAUCCAGUUAUAUAGCUCAUCUGAGGCAAAUUCUGGCCAAUGACAAGUAUGAAAAUGGCUAUAUCCACCCUGUCAAUCUGGUAAGUGGGCAAGUAGACAUUUACUAAACACAAUCCAGGAGAAAUGGAAUAAUCAGCUUGCUUUCAUAAUAGUUGAAUGCACUCCAAGUAUACGUGUUGUGCUCAGUAUUUAACACGGACUCACUUAUCAGUCCUAGUGGUGGGUUCCAACUUAAAAGAUAUGCUUGUGAACUACAAUUCCCAUGAUUCUCAGCCAGCGGUCCACACUGUGCUGUGCUAAUGAUAGAUAUUGCUGGGCUCUUUGAAUAGCUUAUUUCGUUUACUGAUUUCUAAUCGAAUGAUUGUAUCAUUUAUAGGUUGCUGCAUUGUCUCGUGUGCUUAUAAAAAAUUGAGAAGAUUGUGUGUGUUGGUGUUGAAGCCCAAAUUUGUUUGUGUAUUAUCCGUGUGUGCUUUAUUCUGUUGUGUGUGUGUUUUAUCCAGAUGUGCAUGUGUGUCUUACACUAAUGUGUGUGUGCAUGUUUUAUCAUAAUAUGAGUGUGUGUGUGUGUGUGUGUGUGUGUGUGUGUGUGUGUGUGUGUUUUAUCAUGUGUGUAUUUCUGUGUGUUUUUAUCCUGAUGUGUGUGACUGUCUUUUUUUCCUGGUGUGACUGCUUGUAUGUUAGCCUUACAUGUGUACAUCAUAGUAUGUGUGUAGGUGUGUUAUAUCCUAAUGUGUCACAUUCUGAAGAACUACAGUCUCAGUCAUAUUUCAUGUUAUCUGCUCUUGCAGUAAAUAAUGGAUCUGGCUGUGGGGUUGUUGGAAGAAUGCCUGUACCAGGAUGAUAUCUGUUCGCUUGGAACUAAACGUCUUAUUUUAAACAAUUAUACUCACUAAUUGAAAAGUGUUAUUGUAAUUUAAAAGUAAGAAAUGGAUCCUGUUAAACGCAUUGAUAUCUUAAAUUUUAUUCUGGUUCAAACCAAGGGCACAAAUGACUCACAUGACAUAAUUAUACAUUAAAGCAUUUAUUUAUGCUUUCAUUUUCCUUAUUUUUCGAUUUUAUCUGGCUGUAAUGUAAAACAGACUAGGCUAUGUAUGAAGUUAAAAGAACUAAACUAACACACAGAUUUACUAAGCUUCCAUACAAGUAAUGCAGGAUUAUACAAGAUUUUGAUAAUUUGAUUUGUUUUAUACAAUAAAACAAAUGUAAUAAUAACACUGCUCUGAAAAGUGUAAAUAAGUACAUUUUAUAUGUGUUUUUUAAAGAAGAAAAUGAAGUGGGCAUGAAUCAUUUCUAUGUUAAUAUCUGCUUGAUCUUUUAGUAUAUGACUAAUCCUGCUAUGUCAAGCAUUCGAAUCCCACACAGUUUUUAUUAUUUUAACAACUACUACCCCCUAUUCACUUCUGGAUGUGUGUAUGUAUUUAUAUAUGAGGAUUAUAUCUGUAUAUGUAUGGUUAAGGUAUGUGUUUGUAUAUUGGGCUAAUUUGAAAACAAGUUUUGAAAAUUAACAAAUACUGCUGCUUGGGGAAAACAAUUCUACAAGACAACUAGAUUUCCAAUUUGGCCAAAUAGGCCUAAAAUUGCAUUUUGCACAAAUUAACUACUUAGUGAAUAAAUCCCACCAUUAUGGUAUAUAAAUAUGUACUAUAAUAAUUAUGCUAUCAAUAUUAAUUCACAUUUUAAAUACUAUAAUAAUCUUAACAUAUUACAAUAUUUAUUUCAUUGAUAUAUUAAAACUUAAGAUACACAUCAUUUCAGGGUUAUUCAGUAAAGUGUCAAUUGUCUGGAAAUGAAUUGAAAAUGAAUUUCAUAUUUUAGGCUAUAAUAGCCGAUUCGGAAAAAUUCUCCAAGUCAGCAAUGUUUUCAUAUCGGCUAUUCUGGCCUUAAAUUUCAACAUUUACUUUGAGUACACCUUAAAUCCUGGUAUGCAUAACACCGAAAAUGUUUCCUUUCUGGGAGUAAAAUAAGAAAUGUAAAAAUUAAAUGCAUAUGAUUUUCACAUUUCAUUUAUUUAUAAUUAGUUGAUUGUUUUGUAAUUUCUGCAUGAUAUGCAGACAUGACUGAUUUUAUUUCCUGUGUCUUCUUGGCAGACGUGGCCCUUUAUGGUUGCUGGCAAACCAGAAAACGACCUGAAAGAAGUAGUGGGUUCUGGGCGCCUAUGUGGGAGCACAGCAUCUUGACCCUAUAGAACUGUAUGGAAAACUGUGUCUGGCAACAAAUGCACAUCUACCAAAACAUGCAAGGACAAUCAGACUGCUUCAAAGGAGAGGACCAAAUGUAUAUAUGAGUUUUGUAUCAUUACAAAAACAAUCAUUUCUAUUUAAGUGUAUGGCUUUGUGCAUUGUGUGUUGCUCUGAGUCUGGCUGGUCCAAGCACUCCAGUAAUCCUCUGCAAUUUUGUACAAUACUUUGUUCCACGUGGAGAAGUCUAGAAAGAUGGCUUUGAGAGUCAAUUCUAGAAAUAACUCUCAUUUGAGAUAUAUAAAUUUAUAUAUAUUAUGAAAAUAUAUAUUUUUUUUUC
Molecule: messenger RNA, 3024 nt
Organism: Pelobates cultripes (western spadefoot toad)
Lineage: Eukaryota; Metazoa; Chordata; Amphibia; Anura; Pelobatidae
Source: the annotation of a GenBank genome assembly